CCAAGAGUGGAUUGCUCAUGCUCAGAUUAUUAUUUUGUUUGUUUGUGACUUUGUGUUGUUGAUGUUUGUACUUUGUAGGUUACCGAAUCAAAAUAUUGUAAACUGCAGAUUGCACCUUUCGUAAAUAAAUAUGGCCGAAAAAAGGGAAAGAGGGCCAAAUUUUACAGAAAUGGAGAAAUCCCAAUUACUUGAGAUUGUUCUCAAGUAUAAGGACAUAAUUGAAAACAAGAAGACAGACAAGGUAUCCCUCCUCACAAAAAAUAAUACUUGGAAAAGAAUUAAUAAGGAGUACAAUGCUAUCCAAAGGAGUACAGGCAUCAGAGAGUUGAAAACCCUUAAAGCUCUCUACGAAUGUUUGAAGGCAAAGGCCAGAAAAGAUAAGGCGGCAGAAAGAAUAGAGACAAUGAAAACUGGGAGAGGCUCAUGCACAUCUUCAAUGGGUGAACUCUCCAGUAGGCUGAUUAGAGAGCUGGGUGAACAGUUCCAGCCACUGCAAAAUGAAUUCGAUUCCAUUAGCGGAAAUUUUGAAAAAGUUCCAGAUGAAAGUGAAGCAGUAAAGAUCCAGCUAGAUAAUUCCGCUGACGUCUCAAUCAGGGAUGAACAAAUUAUUGAGGAGCCGAUUGUCGUUAUUGAGGAGCCACAGCCGAAUGAAGGACCUGCGUUUGCUACCGCCGCCAUUAGGAAAAGGAGAAGAAUAAGUGAAAGUGAUGCCACUAUUGCACUGGAAGAGUAUGCCAGAGGGAAAGUAGAUGUAUCCAGACAAAAACUUGAUCUUUUUCUUAUACAGCAUCAAAAAAGAAUCAAAAUACUCAACUUGGAGGAGGAAGCGGCUGAGAAGAAGAUGAGAAUCUUGGAAAUAGAGGAGAAGACAGCCAAAAACAAUUUGAAAAUUUCGGAAUUGAAAGAGGAAACCGCCAAAAUGUAUUUGGAAAAGGAGAAGGUGGAGUUGGAAAUUUCAAAAAUAAAAUUGGAAAGAGAAAAAUUGUGAUUUGAUGUUAGGUCUAAUUAUUUUGAUUUGUAGUGUAAUUAUUUUGAGUUAAGUUAGUUUGAUUUUUUAACAGCUGAAUGAAUUAGUAAAAUUAACUAGAAGCCAUAAUAUAAGGCUAAUGCCCCGUUUCACCAACCUUGAUCAAAUAUAGCCUAGCCAUGGUCAAUUAGACCAUAGUCAAAAUUCAAUCACUCGUUCAAACAUACAACUGUUCCACCAACCUCGGGAUUGAUCAAAACUCCGUCGAUCAGAUCUGAACAUGGUCAACUCUUGUAGCUGUACUUUUCUGAAGUUGGCCAGCAUGUUUGCUGGCUUGCUAUUGGCUACAUCUGAUUUUGAUGGAUGAAAAUUACUAAGAUAUUGCAAUUAUUAUUUAAAUGCUAAUGAAUUAAUAAUUAUUAUUAAACGAAAAUCCAAAUUAAAUGCUGUAAUAUAGUAAAUACGGUAGCACCCCAUAAUAAUAAUAAUAUCGUGUGACCUGGCGGGCUCAGGUCUGGUUUCAGAGUUUUCAGGUCGCAACUGAUCAAUUUCAGGGCCUCUGACAUGACCUAACGACUGCUUUCUAGGCAGCCGGGACCGACGGCUUAACGUGUCCAUCCGAAACACGGGAAUGGCCCGAGAAAAAUAUCUUGCCCGGGCUGGGAUUCGAACCCGGGCCUUUGGAUUCCAAAGCCAGCAUCUAAUCCACUCGACUACGGCCACUCCCUUAAGCACCCCAUGAUACUUAAUAUCAGUUUUGCUGCUCAUAUUCAGAGGGUAAUUUGCGCUGAAUGUCCUUUUUACUUUACCGUCAGGCCGUCAAAAAUUCAGAUUACUGUAUUUUUUCUGUAAUAACUGUACUGAUUUUUCUUCAUAUUCAUUGUUUCGGGGCGGUCCCCUUAAGCCCCUUCUUAUAUAUGCCACUGGCACAGACGUUUUUUAUAGUCACACAUCUAUAAUAUUUUAUAAUAAUAAUUCAAAUUUGAAUUGAAUACUCUCGUAUAAAGAGAUUUACAAAUCACCAUCAAUUUUGACAAUUUUUUCAUGAACAAAAGAACAUUCCAAUUCUAAUGAGAUACAUUGGUUGAUGUAAGGAUUGAAUAAUAUAGGCCUACUGUGUACCUAAUAAAAGAGUAAAGCAAAUCUUUUUCAAAAUCUUCCUUUAUUUUCUAUACUAUAAUAAUUUACUAAUCAAAAGAUUCCGAAAACGAACCUAAUAAAUAACUUACUACAACUAAAUCAAUCGCACUAAAAACUUUGACAUUUUUCAUUGCUUCAAAAACAUAACCCACAAACAAGCAAGGAAAUUGAUCGAACCAGUCUUUUGACCGUGUUCAAAUAAUUUGAUCGCCCGUUGAUCGCGGCAGUCAAACUUAACCAUUGGUUUGACCGUGGUCAAACGUAACUGGUGUUGGUGGAACAAAUUAUUUCUGAUUUGACCAGCCUGAUAGACUUUAACCAUUUUCAAAUGCCUUGACCAAGGUUGGUGAAACGGGGCAUUAGACUGUUCACAACCAUUCCCACCGCUAUGUAACUUCAGAAACUCAUCCAAUUUCAAAGUCAUGCAGAUGAGCACAUUUUUUAUAAACUUCAAAAUCAGAAAAUACACUCCGAGCACAUUUUUAUUUGACACCUUGUUCUUCAGAUUUGCUUCACUAGCAGCUAUGAUAUAAAGCUUAGACUUUUCACCACCACUCCCCUCGUCCUGUAACUUCAGAAAUUUUUCAUAUAUUGCUUAUUCUGAAAAUAGGUUCCGAGGACAUUUAUUUGAUACCUUGUACUUCAGAUUUGCUUCACUAGAAGCCAUGAUAUAAGGUAUUUUACUUUCUGAGUAUCUAUUCUUUUACAUUUCUUCGUUUGGCAUCUAUCUCUAUUCCUUUGUAGACGUAAUAGGAUGUAGAAUACAGAUUAAUAUUCUAGAUCUUGGGAAGUCUAAUAUUGUUCUUAACUGAGUGCAUAGGUGUGUGAAUGAUGAGUUACAUUUCUUAAUUUGAUUUUAAUCUUUUUUUCGUAUUUUUAGUAUUGAAUUCAUCUAUUUUACAUUUUAUUUUUUAUUCAACUGUUAUACAUAUUAGUUGAGUUUUAGCUCUAAAUUUCAUUUUUAUCAUCGACUAUUCAAAAUUCAUUUUUGUAAAAAUUUUGUAUUAGUUAUCAAUUUGAAGUUUGGAUUUUCUGUUCAUUUUUCUAUUUUUUUAUAAUCUUGAUUUUGUUAUCAUAGUAUUCAUUUGUAUGUAAUGUGGGUUGUGUGACAGAGAGGACAUGGAGUCCUAACUCCGCCCUUAAUAAAGGCAAUCAAUCAAUCAA
This is a messenger RNA of Nilaparvata lugens (brown planthopper), 3271 nucleotides long. Its product is annotated as myb/SANT-like DNA-binding domain-containing protein 4. The record is from RefSeq and is a predicted model, not a curated record. The transcript has 5 exons. Bases 131 to 988 code for a protein of 285 amino acids. Lineage: Eukaryota; Metazoa; Arthropoda; Insecta; Hemiptera; Delphacidae.